This is a messenger RNA of Diaporthe batatas, 881 nucleotides long. RefSeq lists its product as uncharacterized. The transcript is spliced from 2 exons. The record is from RefSeq and is a predicted model, not a curated record. The coding region runs from base 89 to 745 and encodes 218 amino acids. NCBI's taxonomy places the organism in Eukaryota, Fungi, Ascomycota, Sordariomycetes, Diaporthales, Diaporthaceae.
CUUAUAGCACGAGAGCAGCUAACUUCCCGUUCUGGAACGCCGUUACCAGGGACCCCCGUGACAGACCGUUCGUACUAACGCAAACGAUAUGGUCGACCUCCCGUCAAAUCUCCCACCAGCACUAAGUCAUUGGUUUGGUGCGCGAAGUCAACCCCCGCCCCAAACACCUUUUUGGAAUUCGCUCCUCUGGGCUUUUGUCGGCGCAUUUUGUGGUCUUUCAGUCUUGCAGGCUGUGUUUGGUCAUGCUUCAUAUUUCAUAGAUCGUGGCGUACCGCAACUAGUUGCUUCAUACGGAGCCUCCGCUGUGCUCAUCUACGGAGUACCUGAAGUACCAUUAGCACAACCACGGGCUGUUAUCGGUGGGCAUUUCAUAAGCGCGCUGGUUGGCCUCAUAAUCCUCACCAUCUUCCGAGCGGGCGGUCACGCCAAUGAGAACGACGACGGCAUCGAAAGCAGCCUCAGCUGGUUGGCUGCCUCAUUGGCGAGCUCUAUCGCCAUCGUUUGUAUGAUGGCAACCAAGACAACACACCCUCCUGCCGGGGCGACGGCACUGAUACCCAUUAUCGACCCAAAAGUUUAUAAACUGUCGUGGUACUUUCUCCCUGUCGUACUCCUCUCGUCCACCUUGAUGGUGUUUGUUGGGAUUAUGAUCAUGAACGUGCAAAAGCGUUAUCCGGUCUUUUGGUGGGAACCUACAAAGCCGCCUCAGCCAGCCAAGGAUGAAUCUUCUAAAGAAUCUGUCUAGGGACUGGGAGUCAUUGGUUGGCGACUGGACUUCGAUUGGAAGUUGGUGCGCAAUCCAGAGGGAGACUCCGGGAUGGGUUACGGAGGCAGAGAAGAGCACCGCACUACUAGACAUACUUAGGUAGCGAGAAUUGGGC